Molecule: messenger RNA, 2458 nt
Organism: Contarinia nasturtii (swede midge)
Lineage: Eukaryota; Metazoa; Arthropoda; Insecta; Diptera; Cecidomyiidae
Product: apoptosis-linked gene 2-interacting protein X 1-like
Exons: 5
Coding region: 363-2453 (696 amino acids)
Biological process (GO): mitotic cytokinesis
Cellular component (GO): endosome
Molecular function (GO): protein binding
Source: RefSeq, a predicted model, not a curated record
UCUCACUUAAGAGAAUGAAAACAAUAGGAAGACUUGGAGGAUAUACUUUAUGCGAAUCAUAAAGUAUGUGUACACACAGCAAUCUUAGACUUAAACUCAUUCUAUUCAUUUACAUGUGCUAAUCUCUAAGAAUUUUCAAAUGAAUGCGAGACACACAUUUAUGAUGGACAUAUCUGCAGUGGGUAAUUCAUGUUCAUCACGUAGCCAGCAGAAGAUGACUGUACUCGGGUCGUAUGACUAUAAAUUCAGUCGUAUUCUGAUCGUAUAAGCAUAAACUAUACAGAGAGCCGAGUAAAAAGUAUACUUUGUACAACAGCAAGUAUUUUCUCUCAAUAAUUUUUAACCGUAAAAUUCUAAUCGAAAUGUCGACAUUAUUGGUUGUACCAUUGAAGCGAACCGUUGAAUUGGAUACGGUGGAACCGUUCAUAAAUCUAUUCAACAAUUCAUACAAUGGAAAUAAUUUAAAUGCAAUUGAUUUUCCGUAUGCCAUAAGUGAGUUAAGUAAAUUAAGAAAUUUGGCCGUUGUUCGACCAUGUAUUAAAUUGGAAUCUCUGGACGUGAUUUAUAAUUAUUACGACCAAUUAUGUACGCUGGAAUCAAAACUGCCGAUGCAUAAAUUGCGAAUUCCGUACAAGUGGAAAGAUGCAUUCGGUAAAAAAAUGUUCAGAGGACGAAGCAGUUUAACAAUAUCAUCAUUGGCUUAUGAAAAGCGUUGUAUUCUAUUCAAUAUUGGUGCAAUGCAGAGUGCAAUCGCCGCAGCACAAGGAACGUAUCGAGAUGAUGGCUUUAAAUUGGCCACACAAUUGUUACAACGUAGUGCUGGCAUUUUUGCACAUUUAAAAAACAUCACCACGUGUUCCAUUCCAGAAGAAUUAACGCCCGAUUCGAGCCCAGAAGUAUUGCACGUUCUAUCAAACUUGAUGUUGGCACAGACUCAAGAGAUUUUUGUAUUAAAAGCGUUGAAACAUGUGAUGAAAGAUUCAACGGUCGCUAAACUCGCAAAUUCAUGUCAAAAAUUGUAUGCAAAAGUUUUACGAAGCCUGGAAAAAGACUCAGUUAGUUCAAUUUUGGAGAAAGAUUGGCAUGCAACCAUUGGUGCAAAGCAAGCAGGAUUUCAUGCUAUUUGUCAAUUGUAUCAGAGUUCUGUGUGUCGCAGCAACAAAACGAUUGGUGAAGAAGUCGCUCGACUUCAAUACGCUGUCAAACUAUUCAAAGCGGCUCAAUCGCGUUCGGGCAAAUCGAAUUUAUACGAAGAGUUUGCAUUACGUGCUCAACGUCAUUUGACAGAAUCAAAAAAAGACAAUGAUUUCAUAUAUCACGCAAAUGUUCCUGACAUAAAAUCACUUGAAGAUGUUGAAGACGCACAACUAGCAAAAAUUGAAGCAUUUACUACGCCAUUAUCAACAAAUUUAAAAGAUCUAUUUGUUCAUUUGGUGCCGGUAGUUUUACACCGGGCAAUUGUCGCAUCAGACACACGCCGAAAUGAGUUCACCAACGUUGAAAUCAUGAAAUUGAACGAAGCAACGCAGAAUUUGAAUGGAAGUUUAGCGAAUUUAAAUUUACCGGCAGCCAUCGAAGUGGCUGUUGACAGUACACUGCCGCGAUCAAUAAGAAAUAAAUUGAAAGACGUUCGUGAACGGGGCGGAAUAACAAGUCUACGUUUAUCAAUGAAUGAACUACCCAAAUUAUUGGAACGUAGCCAAACAAUUUUAAACGAAUGUGAUCGCAAAUUGAAUGAAGAAGCGAGCGGUGAUAAACGUUUGCGAAUUCAAUUGAAGGAAAAAUGGACACGAAUCGCAUCCGAACAAUUGACCAAAAAUAUUCGAUUGAAUAUCGAUAAAUAUCGUGUCAUCAUUCACAAUGCCAUCGCAGCGGACAAUGUUAUUCAAAAAUUAUUUGAAAAGCAUGCAGAUGGAAUGGAAAUGUUUUCAAAACCGUUAUCUGAACUAGAAGAACAAUGUCCACUUGGAAAUGUAAAUGCAAAUUGCACUUCGGCUCAAAAGUUGCGCAAAUUAUUGAAGAAAGUGGAUGCAAUUAAAACUGAACGCGAAGCGAUUGAAUCCGAAUUGAAUUCGAUUAAAUUUGAAGAUCAACACAUGGACAUGAGUUCCAGAAAGAAUGAUUCUAUUACAAAGCGAUUUUCUACAUUACGCAAACGCGUUAAUGAAAGUAUUGCACGGCAAACCAUUUUAAUUGAACACAUUAAAGUGGCUAGCAGUGAAUUUGAUAGAGAAUGCGUCGGUAGAUCUGAAGCACGUGAUGCAUUUCUUAUUAAAUUUGCAAAAAUUUAUGAUUGCUUCAUAACAUUGCAAACGAAUAUAAAAGAAGGCAGGAAAUUCUACAAAGAUCUCAUUUUUUUGCUUAUCACGUUUGAACAUAAGGUAUCUGAUUACUGUUGGGCGAGAAAAACCGAAAAAUUCAAUCUUUUGAAAUCUUUGGCAAAUCGAUCGUAAUAAAC